Molecule: messenger RNA, 5287 nt
Organism: Chironomus riparius
Lineage: Eukaryota; Metazoa; Arthropoda; Insecta; Diptera; Chironomidae
Source: the annotation of a GenBank genome assembly
CAGAUAUAAAAGAAAAAAUUCGUGAAAUAUUUUUAAAUUUUAGUGAUAAAGUAAAACAUUUUAAAUAAUUAAAUGGCAUUAUCAGACGACUUAUGGAGGGAGUGUGCAGCAUGGCUUACUCGUUGCAAAAUUAUUCCUGGAGAUCACAAAGCUAAUUGGCCAUCAUCGGAGAUAAAAAUUCUAGCAUUGACACUGCGUGAUGGAGUAUUAUUGUGCAACUUAAUCCAUUAUCUGGAUCCAACGAUGGAAUCAAUUGAAUUCAAUAGAAGACCGAGGGAUGCACAGUUCCUUUGUCUACAAAACAUACGGAUAUUUCUCGAAUGCUGCAAAAACAACUUCCUGUUGAAAGAAAAUGAAUUAUUUGAAUGCAGCAUGUUGUAUGACUUAACUAAUUUUCACCGUGUUUUAAUAACUUUGAGUAAACUUUCACUAUGUCGAAAAGUGCAAAUUAAUCAUCCAAAUCUACCUGGAUUUAGCGUACAGUCAACAGUUUCUACAGAGAGAAGUAUUUCGGAAGAGGAUAUUUAUAAGGAGUUGCAAACAACAGCAACUAAUAAUAACGGCGAAUCACCAAAAUCGUCUACUUCUGAUGAAGAGUAUUCCAAUGAAAACAAUGCCUAUAAUGUUGAUAACUCCAAUAAUAAUCAGCUUAUAAAGUGGACAGUUGAAGAUCUCGUUACUAUCGAUGAUAGUGAGGAGAAAGUUUAUGAGGAUCUGUGCUACGUCACAAUAUCGUCUUCCUUUCCUCUAGAGUCCGAUAAUGCUGCAUUUGAUUGCAAUGAUGAAGAAAAUACAAAAGAAGAAGAAGUUUACCAGGAUUUAUGUGCCAUACAAAGUAACAUAGCCAGAAAUCAGAGAGCCUCAGCAACAACAAGCUUGGGUCAACGAGAUUAUGUAAUAAGAGAACUCGUGGAGACAGAAUCAAACUAUUUCAUUGUUUUGAACGAUCUGAAGUACAAAUUUAUGCAACCAAUGGAGAAAAUGCUUAAAGAUGAGAUUAAAGUUAUUUUUCCUCGAAUAAAGGAACUGGUCGAUAUUCAUAAAAAAUUCCUUGACAAGCUGCGAGAAGCUACAGAGCAAAAUCCAAAAUGCAAAUUAAGCAGUGUAUUUUUGGAUUUCCGAGAACAAUUUCUUAUUUAUGGUGAAUAUUGCGCGAACAUGACUGAUGCCACUGAAACCCUAAGAGAUGUCUGUAAAAGAAGCAGUGCCAUUGAACAACUAGUCGCUCAAUGUCAAAAAGAUCAUAGUGGAGGAAGAGUACAACUUCGAGAUAUUUUAUCAGUUCCAAUGCAAAGAAUCUUAAAAUAUCAUUUAUUAUUAGAUAAGUUAGUUCACGAUACUUCAUCAUCUCACGAUGAUUAUAAAGGCUUGCAAAGAGCUAAAGAAGCAAUGGUCGAUGUUGCGCAAUACAUUAAUGAAGUCAAGAGGGAUUGUGAGCAAAUAAAUGUUAUCAAAAAAGUUAGAGAAAGUAUAAUUGAUUUAAAUUUACCGAAUGGCAAUGACCUCAGCCAAUAUGGGAGACUUUUGCUUGAUGGUGAUUUAAACAUCAAAGCUCAUGAAGAUCAGAAGCAUAAGCAUCGUUAUGCUUUUAUCUUUGAGAAGAUAAUGAUUCUUGUUAAGAAUUCCAAUACAAGAAUUGGCGAUGGACAAUACACAUUUCGAGAAGCAUACAAUUUGGCUGAUUAUCGAAUAGAAAUGGGUCACCCAAGAAAAACGUUAGGACGGGAUGCAAGAUUUAAGUAUCAGCUUUUAUUGGCUAGAAAAUCUAAUGAAACAGCAUUUACUCUCUACAUGAAAACGGAAGGAGAACGUGAAAAAUGGGUGAAAGCUCUUAACGAGGCUAUGGAAAUGAUUGAGCCUUUUGGAUGCAAGAACACUGAUCAUAAAUUUCAUUUAACUUCUUUUGAAAAGCCAACAAUAUGUCGUCACUGUUCGCGAUUUUUAAAAGGUUUAAUUCACCAAGGAUAUAAGUGUAAAAUCUGUGAAAUUUGUGUCCAUAAAGGAUGCAUAUCAUCAAGUGGUCGUUGCAAACAACCUCCAUUAGUUUGUGAUCGUUAUUUAUCGGAAUUCAAUUGGUUUGUUGGGACUAUGGAUCGAGAAAAUGCGACUGCAAAGUUAGAAAAUAGGAGAAUAGGAACAUAUUUGCUAAGAUGUCGUCCACAAGGUGCAUCUAAUUCAACAGAAACAUUGUAUGCAUUAAGCUUGAAAACUGACAAUAGAGUUGUUAAACAUAUGAAAAUAUAUCAAAAAAUUGAAGAUUGCCAGCCUCAUUACUUUUUGUCAACAAGACGCUAUUUCCGCACAAUAGUUGAACUUGUAUCUUUUUAUGAACGAAACGAUCUCGGAGAAAAUUUUGCUGGUCUCAAUCAAGUGCUCCAGUGGCCGUUUUAUGAACGAACUGCAACUGCCAUUUAUGAUUUUACCCCAAAAGAACCUAAUCAACUACCGUUGAAGAAAGGGUGUCAAAUAUAUAUUAUAAGCAAAGAAGGUGACAGUCGAGGCUGGCUGAAAGGCCGUUCUAUGGAUAGAAUUGGAUUCUUUCCUAAAGGAUAUGUUCAGGAGAACUGUCCAAAUGAAGAUCUAUGAUUUGGUGAUGAAUAUGUGAAUUAUUAUUUUGUUUGCAUCGAACCGUCGGCUUUAAUUCAAUAACCUUUUAACUUCUAACGUUUAUAUUGAAAUUUUUGGAUUGUUCUCACACUAAAGUUGAAUAUUAUAUCCAAUUUCUCUCUCUCUUUUCCUUCUUGGAUGCUUCGCAAUUUCUAAUAUAGACAAUUUUAGGACAAAGUAUUUAUCAAAAACAUUCCUUCAUAUCAUUUCAAAAAACCAAAUUUUUUCAACGUUUUUACAUCACUUGACUAGAACUUAAUGAAGUUACUAAAUUUUAUUCUAUUUAAAAUUAAAUGAAAGAAAUGUUUUAUUACAAGAUGAUUGUCAUAAAUGUCGUGGUUUUAAAUGUGAAGUAAAAUAUACACAAAAAAAUGUACGCACCACUGAAUCUCGUGUCUAAAGAGGGCCUAAAAGAAAAGCUACAAAGACGAUGAGUGCAAUUAAAUAUUUUUGGGAAAAAAUGCUUUAAUUUUUUUACGAAUAUUAAAAAAGGAUAUAGAUAACAACAAUAGAUAUGUAACGAAAUUUGUUAUCAGAUUGAAUUCCUUCCAAUAGAUAGUGAAUAUAUUACAGUUUUAACGCUUUAACAUUUUUCGAAACAAAAGAUUAAAACAUUUUAAUGAAAAGUUUUUGACAAAUAUAUAUUUCAAUGAAAUAAGCAAAUGGAAUAUUUACCGACAUCGAAAUUGCUCGGAAAGCUUUUGAGCGGAACUUUUUACACUAAUUUAUGAACAUCAAGAACAUAAACAAAAGUUAUAAAAGUAAAUAGAUAUAUUUUCAUAAAAUAUUUUAAUAUAUUUUAAAAAUGAAAUCCUCUUUUUGAGAAGAUCGUGGUUUUGAAGGACUUAUGAGAUAAUAUUAUUGUAGCCUACUUGUCAUGUUUUAAUGAAUGUUUCUAUACUGGAACUUAUGAUGUUAUUGAAAUGUAUUGAUAAUCGUUUAUAUAUAUCUCAGUAGUGUAAUUUUUAAAAUUAUUAUCGAAUGUAUUAAUAAAUUAUUCAUCAUAAAAAUGUGCCAAUAGUUUAUGUAAAAUUAACUGAAGAUAUGAAAAAGAUCAAUUGAAAUCUAUUUCCUAUAUGAUAUAGGCUUUUUAUUAUUAUUUAAUUUAAUAUUUUAACAAUAAAAUCUUUAAAAUAAUUCCUCUAUGGUAUACAAUGAAUCAAUCUGACUAUUUUAUUAAGUAUCUUUCCUUGCUCGUGAAUCAUUUCAGCAUAGCAAUAAAACAAAUUAUUUCUUCAUUGCAUUCAUAGUUAUUUUUAAAAGAUUUACAUACUAGCUUUCAUUCAUUCAUUCAUUCAUCAAAAUUCACGCAUUCAAACCCAUUCAUUUCAAAUUGUUUUGCAGGAGUUCACAAUAGUUCAAUAAAUAAAAAAUAAAUUACUAUCAAUUAAAAUAAAGAUUGUGCUUAUAAUGUGACACAUUAAGAUAUGUGUAAGAUGCAUAAGUCAAAAAGCAUUGGUAUUGGAAGUCAAUUGUUGUUUUUUUUUUGUUUAAGAUCACAAGUGAUUUCAGUAUUUAUAAAACAGCCAUUCAAUCAUGUUAUCCAUCAUUUCAAACAAAAACUAUAAAGAUUUCGUGAAAGGAUUGAGACAACAAUUUUGAAUGACCUCAAAAAGAGAUUUUUUAAAAUUAAAAGUGAGAAAGAAUCUACAUAGAACUAAUUCAAAAGAAUUUCCCUUAAACUUGAUUACAUUCUAGAUAAAUUUGUUUGCAAUCCACUCCUGUUCGUCCUUUGCGACCAGCAUCAUAAAGUGACUCGAAAGUGCGUCCUGUUUGGCGCUCAAGGAUGAAACUUGCAGCAUAUGAUCCAAGUUGACAGAAGAUACUGUGACCUCCAAUGUCGGAUGAGCACUCCUCAUUAGCUUCGCACAAGAAUUUUUGCAUACAUUUUUCGUCAUCAUUGUUGUAUGUUUUCACAUAACCUUUAAGCAUUGAAAUUGAUGCUACGGCUGCAUCGGCCACAGAAUCUUUUCUUCCCAAUGAUCUGGCAUUAAGCGAACGAUGUGAGAAUGAUGUCUUCAAUGCGUCUAACAAAUUAAGAACAAUGCUGAUGAACUGCAUCGGUGAAUUUCCGUUAUCAACUUUAUCAAUUCCAUCGCCUCCAUUGCCUCCUCCUAAUAAUGCUGUAAUUAUUUUCAAUCCAACUGAAAUAAUAUUUGCCCAUGAUGAGGCUGGAGCAACUCCAUUGUCAACAUCAUCAGAUUUUGUUGGAAGAAUAUUAGCGUUUGCUCCGUUAGCUCCAUUGAAGAACAUUUGCAUAAGCAUGCUACCUAGCAUGUUUGACCACGAGAAGCCAUUAUCUGAAAUUUGAUUUGUUUGAAUAUCAUCAUCGAUGUCAUCAAGAGCAACUUUUUUUAAAGCAUUUGGUUUCUCGGCAAACUUUCUCGCGUCAGCUUUUGCAGCUGGAAUGAACCUAUGCUGUUGAGGCUGUUUGUAUGAAGAAAUUUGUUGUUGUGAAAAUUGUUGAGGAUAUGCAAAUGUCAUAAGCACACAGUGACUUGCAAUAAGUCCGAGGAGACACCAUCCAAACAUUUGAUUUUGUGUUUUCAUUUUCGUUAUCUUAAGAUUUUCACUAUAAAUAUUACGAAUAACUACAAUUUAUUUCUAGUUGUUAUCACUUCAACCGACAACGUAAAUCUGAAAACGUUAUUACCUUGAACUUCUCUUUUAUAUGAUGACC